Molecule: messenger RNA, 1578 nt
Organism: Trichoderma gamsii
Lineage: Eukaryota; Fungi; Ascomycota; Sordariomycetes; Hypocreales; Hypocreaceae
Product: alpha,alpha-trehalose-phosphate synthase
Exons: 2
Coding region: 1-1578 (525 amino acids)
Biological process (GO): cellular response to heat; trehalose biosynthetic process
Cellular component (GO): cytosol; alpha,alpha-trehalose-phosphate synthase complex (UDP-forming)
Molecular function (GO): alpha,alpha-trehalose-phosphate synthase (UDP-forming) activity
Source: RefSeq, a predicted model, not a curated record
AUGCCCGCUGCUGUUGGUUCCGACGGGGAGACCAACCCUGGCCGUCUUCUCCUCCUCUCUAACCGACUGCCCAUCACCAUCAAGCGCUCCGACGAUGGCAGCUACAGCUUCUCCAUGUCGUCUGGUGGCCUUGUCACUGGCCUCAGUGGCCUCAGCAAAACGACCAGCUUCCAGUGGUAUGGCUGGCCGGGCCUUGAGGUUCCUGAAAAUGAGGUCGACGGCAUGAAGCGCCGUCUAAAAGACGAGUAUGGCGCUCAUCCUGUUUUCAUCGACGAUGAAUUGGCCGACAGACAUUAUAACGGCUUUGCUAACUCUAUCCUGUGGCCUCUCUUCCACUAUCACCCCGGCGAGAUUACUUUUGACGAGUCGGCGUGGAGCGCAUAUCAAGAAGUCAACCGCCUCUUCGCGAAGACAGUCAUCAAGGAUGUGCAGGACGGCGACCUUAUUUGGGUCCACGACUACCACCUGAUGCUUCUGCCUCAGAUGCUGCGAGAAGAGCUUGGAGACUCCAAGAAGGAUGUCAAGAUUGGCUUCUUCCUGCACACACCUUUCCCCAGCAGUGAAAUCUAUCGAAUUUUGCCUGUGCGAGAGGCUCUGCUUACCGGUCUCCUUGACUGCGACCUGAUUGGCUUCCAUACCUACGACUAUGCUCGCCAUUUUCUCAGCAGCUGUUCCCGAAUUCUUGAUACCCCAACUACCCCCAACGGCGUGGAUUGGAACGGCCGCUUUGUUACCGUUGGAGCUUUCCCCAUCGGCAUCGACCCCGAAAAAUUCGUCGAAGGCCUUCAGCGACCCAAAAUCCAAGAGCGCAUCGCCGCCCUCAGCCGCAAGUUUGAGGGUGUCAAGCUGAUUGUGGGCGUCGACCGACUGGAUUAUAUCAAGGGUGUGCCUCAGAAAUUGCAUGCUCUGGAAGUGUUUUUGACAGAGCACCCUGAAUGGAUUGGCAAAAUCGUCCUUGUGCAAGUCGCCGUUCCAUCUCGACAAGAUGUCGAGGAAUAUCAAAACCUUCGCGCCGUCGUCAACGAACUCGUUGGUCGCAUCAACGGCAAGUUCGGCACCAUUGAAUUCAUGCCCAUCCACUUCCUCCACCAGUCUGUUUCCUUUGAAGAGCUCACAGCGCUAUAUGCCGUCUCGGAUGUGUGCUUGGUUUCAUCUACGCGUGACGGAAUGAACUUGGUCUCGUACGAGUACAUUGCCACUCAGCGCGAAAACCAUGGCGUCAUGAUUCUCAGCGAGUUCACCGGCGCCGCCCAAUCGCUCAACGGCAGUCUUAUUGUCAACCCUUGGAACACCGAGGAGCUUGCCAACGCCAUCCACGAUGCCGUUACCAUGAGCCCCGAGCAGCGCGAAGCCAACUACCGAAAGCUCGAGCGCUACGUCUUCAAAUACACAAGUGCCUGGUGGGGAGCCAGCUUCGUAGCUGAGAUGACGCGCCUCUCUUCGGAGAAUACGCAGUCCAAGACACUUCGCAAUAUUUCUGGUGCGGUCGUGGGUCUUGGCCAAAAGGUGCAGCAGGUCGCCGAAGAUGCCAAGGAGUUGAUAACAGGCGGCGAACAGGCACCAGAGACGUCUGAAUAG